AUGCCAGAGGACAAAGAAGCUGAGAGAAGAACAGGGAACAACGAGUAUCUCUUUGACAUUGGGAACAAAUAUGACAACACUUUAGCUGAAGGGAUGUCGAAGCUAAUGCCAGGGAUGGAGAAAGAAGAAGAAGAUGGUGCUGCUCACCGAAUCUGUAUGCGCAGAACGUGUCAGUAUGACCAUGAAGACAAGAGGAUCCCUCACGUGAUGCUGUUUGCGAUGGACAAUAUACCUCCGUUUCAAGAACUCACUUACCAUUACAAUUACAUGAUCGACCUCUAUUAA
Thlaspi arvense is the source of this 285-nucleotide messenger RNA. The record is from the annotation of a GenBank genome assembly. Lineage: Eukaryota; Viridiplantae; Streptophyta; Magnoliopsida; Brassicales; Brassicaceae.